Molecule: messenger RNA, 3710 nt
Organism: Mugil cephalus (flathead mullet)
Lineage: Eukaryota; Metazoa; Chordata; Actinopteri; Mugiliformes; Mugilidae
Gene: insig1
Product: insulin induced gene 1
Exons: 7
Coding region: 507-1328 (273 amino acids)
Biological process (GO): SREBP-SCAP complex retention in endoplasmic reticulum; SREBP signaling pathway; cholesterol biosynthetic process
Cellular component (GO): endoplasmic reticulum; SREBP-SCAP-Insig complex
Source: RefSeq, a predicted model, not a curated record
UGUGCCACUAACCCCAUUUCCCGAAGGCUGCCUGUAUAAAUGUGGAAGACAUUAUUUUGCGCAGGUCGAGCCUGCUGGACCAGCUGAAGACGGAUUGAUGUUGAUUUUCUUUGGGCCUGACACAAAUCUGUCAUUUUAAGUUUCUGUCCUAGAAACAUUCUUGACUGCCUCUCUGGUUUGUGCGUCUGUCCCGGACGAGGAGGCGGUGGGGUGGCGUCACGUCAUAUCAGCCGCCGCGCUCUGAUUGGCUGCCGAUUCUCACCCGACACAGCUGUGAUUGUUUUCUGCGGCGGAAGCUCCUGUCCCUGGUAUGAGCUCUGAGCGGUGGAAUGAGCAGGAACACCGAGUGCGCGUUUUCCCCCCUCUCCGUGUGCAUAUGCUAAACGACGAUGUGAACAAACAACGUGAUUGAACUCCUCGUCGAAAAAAAAAAAAGAGCAGGGACAACAACAGCGAGGGAGGGAGUGACUGAAUCCUCAUCAUCAUCAUCAUCUGCAGAGGCGCGAAUGAACAGAAGUGGAGGUUUCUGUUUGGAUCAGACACUGCCUGGGGAUCAAGAAAAGUGCCAAAUGCCCAGACUGGAGGACCACUGCUGGAGCUGCUCUUGUUCAUCCAAGGCUGAAACUAAGCACUCUUUAUCUGGGGCGAACUGGUUGGCAUCCAAAGCUGAAGAAAUGAUGUCCAUCAUCACCUCGGUGCUCAGCAAUGCCUACGGCUCGCUGCACCACGUCCGCACCGCCAACCUGAUCCGCCGGGGUCUGGUCCUCUUCACGGUCGGGGUGUUCCUCGCCCUGGUCCUCAACUUGCUGCAGAUACAAAGAAAUGUCACCCUGUUUCCAGAGGAGGUGAUGACAACUUUGUUCUCAUCUGCCUGGUGGAUCCCACCUUGCUGUGGCACAGCGGCCGCUGUUGUCGGCCUCCUCUACCCCUGCCUCGACAGCCACUUGGGAGAGCCGCACAAGUUCAAGAGGGAGUGGGCCAGCGUCAUGAGAUGCAUCGCCGUGUUCGUCGGCAUCAACCACGCCAGUGUUAAACUAGAUAUUGACAACAACGUGCAGCUCUCGCUCACGCUGGCAGCUUUGUCCUUGGGCCUGUGGUGGACGUUCGACCGCUCCAGGAGCGGAUUUGGCCUGGGCAUCACCACUGCCUUCCUGGCCACGGUGAUCACACAGCUGCUGGUCUACAACGGAGUUUACCAGUACACGUCACCUGACUUCUUGUAUGUACGCUCCUGGCUCCCGUGCAUAUUCUUCUCAGGCGGCGUUACCAUUGGUAACAUAGGACGCCAACUUGCCAUGGGUGGAGUUGAGAAACCCCACAUGGACUAAAACUGAACUACAGAAGAGGAGAAAGAUGGAAAAGCAUCGAAUUUUAGAGAAAGCCGGAGAAAAAGGACUCGUCGUAUUGACUCCAUCCUUUGUUCUCAUAACAAAGUGCAAGUUAGAGAAGCCCCUCAUCUAACGUGCCAUGUCCUCUGCGCCUCCUUGCGGCCAAACAACCUCUCCUUCCCGACUCUGUCCUGCUCCAUUAGCAGUGAGGCUUCCUUUACACUAAGCAGGAGGACAGUGUUUGCCUUUUUUCGUGUUCUUAUUUGAAGUGAACAGUGGACUGGUUUCAUUUUACGGAGUGCUUUACGGUGGAUCUGUCCCGGCCAUAGCAGAGAAGACAUGAGAGGGGGUACUAUAAUGUCUUUUUUUUUAUUAUUAGCUUGAUUAUAUUAUGAUCACAAAAGGGAAAUAAUGUUUGAGUGGGCCAAUACGCGCCUUCACUCUCACAUAGAAAUGUACUCAGUGGCCUCAGUGAAAUCACUGUGACACAAGGGGGAUGUAUGUUCCCAAUCAAACCAAAUUAAGUAUUUAUUUUUUAGGUUUUCAGUGAUCCCAAACCAAAUGGUACAAAUGAUGGAUUUUGAUAAGAGUAGUUUGAUAUUUUGAUAAAAUAGUUUGCUUUCUUGAUGAGAUGAGAACAGUGGGAACCAGCGAACUAAGUUUGUUUAAUAUAAGCUUAAAAAGCUCAAACAACAUGCUUGCUGGUUCUAGCUACGUGUGUAGUGUGCAGAAACGAGACAGGUAUUGAUUUCCGGAUGUAAUUCGUGAGACAAAAACAGAACGCUUCCAAAAAUAUUAAUUUGGAGACGGUAAACAAACAGGAAGUGAGUAACGAGUAAGAAGUGCCAUUUAGUUAACUACCAAUCCGUGCUUGGGAUGUAUGAGACAUACGGGGCGAGUUAAAGCUACAUUGUGGAGAGUUAAAACUCUUCAUGCCUAAGUUUCUAAAUCUGGUGGCUGUGGCAACCAGCAAUAAUGUUUUGCCAGAGCGGAAGAGGUUAGCAAAUUUAGCGAUGGAGACGAGUAGCCUACAACAACCAGGAGUAUGCAGAAGAAACUAGAGUUACAAAUGUAACUACCGUCUCUUGUGUCUUUACCUCGUUGGAGAAGGUACCCUGGACUGUAUUGACAGCGUUAGUGUAAUUAUUCUUACUGCCAGCAGGGGGAGCAGAACGUUCCACAGGGUAGCUUUAAAGUAUUUGGAGUAUUCAAUGCAAAUUACUUUAGCUCUUCAGUAUCAUAUUCAAUCACAGCUUUCUGUUCGUACAAGAUCUUUUUUUUUGGGGGGGGGGGGGCAAAGUACUCCGACACCUUUUUGUCUGUUUCGGAUUAGUUCCAGACAAGCAGAGUGGAUUGUUCUAAGUAUGAAAGAAAGCUGGGGGGAGUACGACAUCAACGCAUUAGUCUGGACUGAAAACAAUGUUAGCAAUGUGCACAUGUGCAGAGUUAACACAAGCCACCAAUGUGGGCCGUGUUGUGAAAGAAUGUACGUGAAGGAAACCAGUAAAAACACUUUUCUGAUGUAUUUUUACCCUUGUAACGAGGUUCUAAACGUAAAAUGAUCCUUUGAAUUCCCGUUGAGACAAAUGUUUUAGUGUGUGAUUGUAAACUUUUCCCACUUCCAACCAGAGACAAUAGUUUGGGAACAUACACCGAAGAAAGGAGAAGGCAGGACAUUAUUACUUAAGAUUUGCAAUCUGUGAUUGCCUGUGUAUUAUAGAAUGUAGUGCUUUUGUCACUAUAACAGUUUAGUUUUCUCACUUGUAUAAACGUAAUGACAUUACUGCUUGUAUGUAUAAUGGCUUUCUUAUGUCAUCAGACAGGUAUUACCAGACUAGACCUACUAUUUGUAUGUUAGUGUUUGGGGUCUAGAGGAUUAAGUGCAAUCAGACUAUACAUGAGCCGAUUAUUCUUCCUUGUUCAUUGUUUCUGACAAAGGCUAAAAAAGAAAAAAAUAUACAUAUAUAUAACUUGUAAGUAUAUGCAGUGUGGAUACUUCAAAAAAAGCAAUAACAUCAUUUUUUUGUGAACUUUUGUCAGAUUACAUGCCUUUGGAGUCAAUACCAAUGACUCUCAGCAGAGAGACAGCAUUAAAAAAAUACAUUGUGUGAAACUGUUGUACAAAUCUUAUUUAGUAGCAUUAUGGAAGGAGACACGAUUUAUUUUUUUAAAAAUACUUUCUGUGGCAGAUCACGUCAGGUCGAAUCUGCCCACAUUCAGGUGUGUUGAGCUGAAGAGGAAGCUUUAUUUUUUUUUUUUUGAGGUGGUGAAGCACCCUUUGUUUCAAUGUUUAAGAGUCUCUGUGUGUCUGAUAUUUCAACUGUGUAUCGUUUUUGCUACCCUGGAUUUAAGUGAAAAAUAAAAUUUAAACAAAAACAUCCA